AUGCGCAGUGAGCUGGGAUAUCUUGGCCAUGGAGCGUGGACACCAUGCCAGAGGAUUCAGAAUCAAUAUUAGGGACUCAACAAGAUAUAAAGCAACGAAUCUCCCAUCCAUCUCCACAUCAUCAGCCUAGCAUCAACAGCACAACUACCUACCGCGUCGAACAAACCAUAUCUCAUUCUAUAUCAACCGCUUCACCAUGUAUCUCAUGUCUACCUUCCGCUCCAUCCUCGCGAUGGCCCUCACCCUCGCAAUUUUCGGUCACGCAGCACCAUCACAGUCACUCACCUCGCGCGCAACCUCCGACCUGCCUCUGACAGCUCAACUGAAGCUGGCAAACACAGCAACCGAGCGCUACGCCCUCCUCCCCAAUGACAGCGACUUCCUCUACGACUUCGCCGCCAGUACCAACAACGAAACCGCCCUUCCCAUAGCCAGCAGCCAGAACUGGCCCGCCCUCGUCGGCGUCGGCCUGUCUUUCAGCAUCUCCCAGCUGCCAGCAUGCACAAUGUCCUUCCUCCACUUGCACCCAAGAGCAACCGAACUCUUCGCUGUGACGUCGGGCCGCAUCCAAAGCUACAUGGUGCCCGAGACAGGCGUCACCGAUGCCCAGGGAAACCAGCGCGUGGUCAGCACGGAGCUGACGGCGGGGAUGGUCACGAUCUACCCGGCGUGGUCGUUCCACACGCAGGUGAACCCGGACUGCGAGGCGGCGAAUUUCUCGGCCGCGUUCAACUCGGAGGAGUUUGCCGUGGGGUUGGUCUCGGCUCGAUUGUUUGCGUUGCCCGAUGAGGUGGUGAGUCGGGCUCUGGGUGGGGUUGGAGUGGACGAGGUGCAGAGGAUUAGGGGGUUGGUGCCGGAUGAGGCUGCGCUGGUUGUGGAAGAGUGUGUGAAGAAGUGUGGGUUGUAAGGGUAGGGUUGCUUUGGGAGGGGGAGGGGAUUGAUUGAGGGUGAUAAGAAUUACUGGGUUGAAGGGAAGGAGUAAAGAAGAUGAGAAUGAGAGGACAGGGGAUGGGAGUGGGGGUGGGGAUGGCUUUCUUUUUGUCUAGGAUAUAGAUUUGGGGUUUCUUGUUAUCGAC
Aspergillus uvarum CBS 121591 is the source of this 1076-nucleotide messenger RNA. RefSeq names its product germin family protein. The transcript is spliced from 3 exons. Gene Ontology annotation, molecular function: manganese ion binding. Lineage: Eukaryota; Fungi; Ascomycota; Eurotiomycetes; Eurotiales; Aspergillaceae. Gene Ontology annotation, cellular component: cell wall. The record is from RefSeq and is a predicted model, not a curated record. Bases 197 to 907 code for a protein of 236 amino acids.